CAGACCAAUUAUUAAGACGAAGAGGCUGACGCUCCUCUGUUUCUCUAUUAUACAUUUCGCUGCUUCCCUCUUUCGCCGCUACUUGUCAACGCUCUUCCGUCGCCAGUUGGAACCAUUCCCAUCCAUGGCUUCCGUUGCGUCUCCUCCUCGCCUUCUCCCUCUCCUUCUCGCUCUCUCCCUUCUCCUCGGCGCCCGCCGCGCCUCCGGCGGCUGCUACUCCGCCAUCUUUAGCUUCGGCGACUCCCUCGCCGACACUGGCAACGCCAUCCGCCUCGGCGGUCUGGGAGGCCCCACCGGCACACCCCCUUACGGCCGCACCUUCUUCAAUCGCCCCACCGGCCGCUUCUCCGACGGUCGCCUUAUCGUCGACUUCAUCGCCCAAGGAUUGGGAUUGCCUCUGUUGCGGCCGUAUCUUGGAGGAGGGAGCAGCGAGGAUUUCCGGCAGGGGGUUAAUUUUGCGGUUGCCGGAGCCACAGCGCUCGAUCUCUCAUUCUUUCGCGAAAAGGGGAUUCAACCUACGUGGACCGAUAAAUCCUUGCAUGUACAGAUCCAAUUGUUCAAGCAAUUGCUGCCUUCGAUCGCUGCUGGUCGGGAUCCCAAGGACGUCUUGAACAGUUCAUUGAUCUUGAUGGGAGAGAUUGGCGGGAAUGACUACAACCAACCCUUCUUCCAAGGAAUAAAAGUGGAUGAAAUAAGACCCUUCGUUCCUAGUGUCAUCAGCGCAAUUAGUUCAGGAAUCAAUGAUUUAAUUGAGCUUGGGGCAAAGACAUUGUUGGUUCCAGGGAACUUUCCAAUUGGAUGUGUUCCAGUUUAUCUAGAUAUCUAUAAGAGCUAUAAUGUUGAAGAAUAUGAAUCAGACACAGGCUGCAUCAAGUGGUUGAAUGAGCUAUCCAAGUAUCAUAAUCGCUUGCUCCUGGCUGAGUUGGAUCGGCUUCAGAAGCUUCACCCAAAUGUCAUGAUCAUAUAUGCUAAUUACUAUGAUGCCAUGAUAAGCUUUUUUCGUGCUCCAGAAGUCUUUGGAUUUAAGGCUCCUCUGCACGCGUGUUGUGGAAGUGACGGCCCAUAUAGUGUCAAUCGAAAUGCUCCUUGUGGUCAUAGAAAUGCAAAAGUAUGCAGUGACCCAUCUAGUUCUGUCUCCUGGGAUGGCAUUCACCUAACCGAGGCAGCUUAUGGGACAAUCGCAAGCAGCUUGUUAGAAGGACCCCAUGCCAAUCCUCCGUUAACCCGGGCAUGCUCAAGCACUCGACAGAACGCAGUGGAUGACUUCUAGCCAACUUGAAUCAGGAUCUCCACAACAACUUAAAGCGACGCAUCGAUCAGCAUCUUUCCACUCUCGAGGCUGACACGAGAAAACCUGAGGUGAGCGCUAGUUUUGGAAGUAUUUAUGGUUACCGUUCUUAGAGGGAAGUAUGGGUGUGUUCACGCGUGGCUCGAGGAUUCUCGAACUGCGUCUUUUUAGGUGGAGAAAGGUUUUGGUUGCUAGUGAAUUAUUGAGAAUGUUUGGAAUCGUUGGCUUCUUAGUUCCCUCUUUCCGUCAGAUUGGGUAGCUAAAAUCACUAUUAGGCCUAUGUCGUUGGUGCCUUAUGAUGAUAAUGGAUUUGAACUCCCCAUUUCUCGGGAGUUUCUACUACUCGAUGUGCCUACGCAUUUUUAAUAAUUAGGUUAUUGGAUAAUAGAUGGGAUUGGCUUAUUGCA
Musa acuminata AAA Group (dessert banana) is the source of this 1695-nucleotide messenger RNA. Its product is annotated as GDSL esterase/lipase At1g28600-like. The transcript is spliced from 6 exons. NCBI's taxonomy places the organism in Eukaryota, Viridiplantae, Streptophyta, Magnoliopsida, Zingiberales, Musaceae. Gene Ontology annotation, molecular function: hydrolase activity, acting on ester bonds. The coding region runs from base 125 to 1270 and encodes 381 amino acids. The record is from RefSeq and is a predicted model, not a curated record.